AUAAUGUCGUCGUCUCGCCCAAAAUCUCCUCGUUCCCCAAAAACUCCCGAUAAGGACGAGAGUAUUUGGGAUAAAAUUGGUACUCUUGGCAGGAAAAAGAGGAUCAAGGAAGUCCAAGAAGUUCAGGAGGAAGGGAAGAAUGCCAUUGACUCCCCAGGGAAUCCCAAUGCUCCCAUAAUCCCCGCUGAGGAUUACAAUUUGGGUGACAAUGAGCAACGUGCGAUGAUUCAGCCUCAAUCGCUCAAUGAUCCCGCCGUGAAGAAGUUGCUGGAAGUUCUCGUCAACUGGAUUAAUGAUGAGCUUGCUGACCAGAGGAUUAUUGUGAAGAACAUCGAGGAGGACUUGUACGAUGGGCAAGUGUUGCAGAAAUUGUGGGAGAAGCUGACCCAUCGCAAGUUGGAUGUGCAGGAAGUGACGCAAUCCGAGGAGGGGCAGAGGCAGAAGCUAAAGAUUGUCCUUCAAGCUGUCAAUCAUACGCUGGGUUUCCACCACAAGACCCCCAAAUGGACCGUUGAGAGUGUCCAUUCGAAGAAUCUCGUGGCCAUUCUGCAUCUCCUCGUUGCCCUGGUGCGUCAUUUCCGGGCUCCUGUUCGUCUUCCGGACAAUGUCUACGUGACUGUCGUUAUUGUCCAGAAGAAUGGGACUCAACUCAGCGCACAAAAGUAUCAGGAACAGUUGACGGCACAAUAUGAUGAUGUUGGUAUGAGAUGCGAACCGGAUGCAUUUGAUACUCUUUUCGAUCAUGUACCCGAUAAGUUGGCUGUUGUGAAGAGGUCUUUGGUGACUUUUGUGAACAAACACCUGAAUAAGCUGAACUUUGAGGUGGCUGAUUUGAGUACAGACUUCAGGGAUGGUGUCUACUUGUGCCUCUUGAUGGGUGUUCUCGGUGGUUUCUUUGUGCCAUUGUAUGAUUUUCAUUUGACACCAAAGGAUACCGAUCAGAUGGUCCACAAUGUGGCAUUUGCCUUUGAACUCAUGCAGGAUGUGGGUUUGCCAAAGCCCAAAGCUCGUCCUGAGGAUAUUGUAAAUAUGGACCUAAAAUCCACCCUCAGAGUGCUCUACAAUCUCUUCACGCAGUACCGUAACAUCUCCUAAAGGCAACUCUUCCGCCCUGUGCAGGAGGCAAAAAAAAUCUAACAACCCCCCUCCCCCAGUCACUAAAUAAAAACUUCCUGAGAGCUCCCUAUUACCUGGGAGAUCCUGUCUUUUUUUUUAAUCUGCCUAAACGAUGAAUGUAAGAAAAAAAUGUAAUUUUUUUGUGCUUUUACAUCUAAUAUAUUAACGUGGUAGUAUAACAAA
Messenger RNA from Lutzomyia longipalpis, 1299 nucleotides. RefSeq names its product beta-parvin (gene parvin). Gene Ontology annotation, biological process: cell projection assembly; substrate adhesion-dependent cell spreading; establishment or maintenance of cell polarity. Gene Ontology annotation, cellular component: focal adhesion; cytoplasm; actin cytoskeleton. The coding region runs from base 4 to 1095 and encodes 363 amino acids. Gene Ontology annotation, molecular function: actin binding. Lineage: Eukaryota; Metazoa; Arthropoda; Insecta; Diptera; Psychodidae. The record is from RefSeq and is a predicted model, not a curated record. The transcript has 5 exons.